Molecule: messenger RNA, 995 nt
Organism: Anoplophora glabripennis (Asian longhorned beetle)
Lineage: Eukaryota; Metazoa; Arthropoda; Insecta; Coleoptera; Cerambycidae
Exons: 5
Coding region: 30-956 (308 amino acids)
Source: RefSeq, a predicted model, not a curated record
UAGAUAGCUUGGUUAUAAAUUUCAUUUAUAUGAUAUGUAAGUAUUCGGUCUCAUUUCGCAUUAUCAUUUUAACCUUAACCUCAAAAAUAAAAGUUGUUUUAAAGUUUGCACAAAGAGCAGGUAUUAAAAUUUCACUUACCAGAAUGUUGAAGUUUAGGAAUAUGUUUAACAAAAAAUGCUCAGUAAUUGCAAUGGUUCAUGUAGAAGCACUACCAGGCUCACCGUUAUUCGCUGGUUCAGUUGAGAAAAUUGUGUCAAGAGCAUGUAAAGAAACUGAGACAUACUUAAACAAUGAUGUUGAUAGCAUACUAGUGGAGAAUAUGCACGAUGUACCCUACAUACAAUCUAAACAUUUUGGUCCCGAGGUUACAGCCACAAUGUGUAGAGUUUGUACAGAAUUAAGAAAAGUUAUUCCUCAUAGUAAACCCUUUGGAGUACAGGUUUUAGCUGGGGGUAAUAUAGAAGCCCUUUCGAUCGCAAAAGCAUGUUCUAUGAACUUUAUACGAGCAGAAGGAUUCGUUUUUGGUCAUGUAGCGGAUGAGGGUUAUACAGAUGCCAUCGCCGGCCUUAUAUUAAGGUACAGGAAACAAAUACAGGCCGAUGACGUUUUGGUAUUCACAGAUAUAAAAAAGAAACAUAGUUCUCAUGCGAUCACAAGUGACAUAUCCGUAACGGAAACUGCCAAGGCUGCAGAAUUUUUUCUCUCCGACGGUAUAAUACUGACCGGAACUACAACAGGAGAUCCAGCAAAUGCCUCGGAAUUAGAGGAAUUAAGGAAAGGCGUGAAUUUGCCUAUUUUAAUCGGAUCAGGAGUGACACAUGCCAACUUAGAGAACUACAUAUCGGCCGAUGCUGUAAUUGUAGGAUCGUAUUUCAAGAAAAAUGGAAAAUGGAAUAAAGAACUGGAUGAAAGCAGGAUUAAUAAUUUUAUGAAAAAAGUGAAAAGUAUAAGAUAGUGUUUAUAAAAAAAUGCAACUUGUUUUGAUAUUUCAUUU